AUGUCAAAGAGAGCAUUCCUUAAAGGAUGCCCUGCCAGAGAUGUGUGCUCUAGACGCAUCAACUUUUGCUGCAAGAAACCAUGUAGAUGGAGAGUUUUGAUACAAUACAAAAGGAGGAGGAUAGAUGCCCAAUCAAGCAGCAAACCACAUGAUCCCCGUUCAAUCAAGCACAAGAAGCCUUUGAAAGCUCUUUUGAAGGCAAUGAAGAUAAAGAUUGCCAGAAACUUCAAGGAAGUACAGCCAGAAGAACUUGAUAUUUGUGUGCAAGGGAAUACAAACUUGAAGGGUCGCACAUUCUAUUUUCUGGAUUCUUUCUAUGAUGAGAACAUCUCAUAUCACAAGAACAUAAAAAAGAAGAUUAUCUCAAGCUUUACAUGCACUUGGUACGAAACUCAGCUCCCGCCAAUGGAAUCCAAUGCAUUCCCUGCGGUUUACCCUAAAGUCCCUCAGCAAGAUAACGAUUCUGAUUGUGGCAUUUUCACUUUGAAACUAAUGGGAUGGUACCCAAGGAACCCGGCCCCUAUAGUUUUUUCACCAAAAGACGUCCCGGAUGCAAGGACCAGAUAUGCUGUUGAUCUCAUGUAUAGCCCCUACAACACUUUGUAUGAAGAGAAGAAGAGCGUCAAGGAGUUCCGCCUAUAG
Triticum turgidum subsp. durum (durum wheat) is the source of this 642-nucleotide messenger RNA. The record is from the annotation of a GenBank genome assembly. NCBI's taxonomy places the organism in Eukaryota, Viridiplantae, Streptophyta, Magnoliopsida, Poales, Poaceae.